Molecule: messenger RNA, 1021 nt
Organism: Drosophila serrata
Lineage: Eukaryota; Metazoa; Arthropoda; Insecta; Diptera; Drosophilidae
Product: putative alpha-aspartyl dipeptidase
Biological process (GO): proteolysis
Molecular function (GO): serine-type peptidase activity
Source: RefSeq, a predicted model, not a curated record
CUAAAAAGUUUAAACCCCUCCAAAUGCAUUUCUCCGUCGUCCAUGGCUUCCCUACUCCGAUAUUUCUGUUCCAUCCCUAGGAGGGGUCAUAAAACCGCGGCUAAUCUGAACCAAUUCCCGCAACUCCCACUGGAGAUUAGAUUCACCAAAGUAACAAUGGGCAGCGCACGGAACCUUCUGUUGCUAUCCUCGUCGCGAUUGCAUGGUCAUGGAUAUUUAGAGCACGCCCGCGGCCAGCUGGAGGAACUCUUCAAGGGGGCUAGUGUGAAGACCGUCCUCUUUGUGCCAUACGCUCUGCGGGAUCACGACAAGUACACUGCCACCGUUCGCGAUGCCCUGCAGCCGUGGGGCUAUACCGUGGAGGGACUCCACACGAAACCGGAUCCCGUCGAUGCUCUGAGCAAAGCCCAGGCCAUCUUUGUGGGCGGCGGCAAUACCUUUGUCCUGCUCCGCACCCUCUACAAGCUGCAUCUACUGGAGCCCAUCCGGGAACUAGUCCUGCGCGAAGGGUUGCCCUAUGUGGGCAGCAGUGCCGGCACCAAUGUGGCCACACGCUCCAUUCACACCACCAACGACAUGCCGGUGGCCUAUCCGCCGAGCUUUGAUGCCUUGGCCCUGGUCCCCUUCAAUAUCAAUCCGCAUUAUCUCGAUCCGGAGGUGGGGAGCCAGCACAAGGGCGAGACACGGGACGAGCGACUGGAGGAGUUUGUGGCAUAUCAUCAGCUACCGGUGCUGGGACUACGCGAGGGCACCAGUGUACGCGUCCAGGGAGAGAAGGCAACGCUACUGGGAGACCGCAAUGCCAAGCUCUUUAAGGCUGAUGGCAAUACUGAGGAGCUGACCCCUCAUUCGGAUCUUAGCUUCCUCCUGAGACAGGAGUAGAAAUACAAAGCAGAGUCACUGGAAGUUACGUUGAGUUGAGGAUAACAUCUACAUUUAUUGUACAUAAUUUUAUGUAUUAUUCUGCAAUAACAACAAUUUAUAUUCCUAAACGUAAAGUAAUUUUAUACUAACGACUAAA